This is a messenger RNA of Mustela erminea (ermine), 3166 nucleotides long. Its product is annotated as probable palmitoyltransferase ZDHHC11. Gene Ontology annotation, cellular component: Golgi apparatus; endoplasmic reticulum. The record is from RefSeq and is a predicted model, not a curated record. The transcript has 11 exons. Lineage: Eukaryota; Metazoa; Chordata; Mammalia; Carnivora; Mustelidae. Gene Ontology annotation, biological process: protein targeting to membrane; peptidyl-L-cysteine S-palmitoylation. Gene Ontology annotation, molecular function: protein-cysteine S-palmitoyltransferase activity. Bases 79 to 1596 code for a protein of 505 amino acids.
AGAGGGGCCCGUGCUUUUCUGUGCGGCGUGGGCCAGUGGUCGAGGUGGGCAGCAGAGCAGGUUCUGGCCCCCGGGGAGAUGGAUUUGUGGGGCAGGAGCUGGAGACGGGUCGUCCCGGAAGCAGGGGGCAAGCGGCCCUCGCCCCCCAACCGGUCCCGAGUGAAUGGCUGGUCGAGGCCCCUGCACUCCUUCCAGGCGGUGGCCUGGGUCACGGUCCUCAUCAUGGCCGUCGCCAGCUUUGGCGUCUUCAUCCCCUUCCUGCCGCGGGACUGGAAGGACGUCGCCUACGGUGUGACCGGCGGGCUCUUCCUUCUGCACCUCUCCGUCCACCUGCUCGCAGUUUCCAUCGACCCGGCCGAGCCCAACGUCCGGCGCAAGAAGAACUACUCGGAGCCUAUGCCCACCUUCGACCGGUCCAAACAUGCACAUGUGAUCCAGGACCAGUACUGCCACCUGUGUGAGGUCACCGUGAGCCCGAGGGCCAAGCACUGCAGCGCGUGCAACAAGUGCGUCUCAGGCUUCGACCACCACUGCAAGUGGCUUAACAACUGUGUCGGGGGCAGGAACUACUGGUACUUCUUCCUCUCCGUGGCCUCCGCCUUGGCCGGGCUGCUCUGCCUCACGGCCGUCCUGCUCUACGUCUCCAUCCAGUUCUUCAUUGACCCGGCGGAGCUCCGCACGCACCCCUGCUACAAAAAGGUCUCCGACAAGAACACCUGGCUGCUGUUCCUCCCUCUUUUCCCUGUAAAGGUGAAGACUCCCGUGGUCCUGGGCAUUGGGGUGUUGGUGCUGCUGUUGGACGUCAUCAGCCUCCUGCUGCUGGGGCACCUGCUUGUCUUCCAUCUGUAUCUAAUGGCCAAGAAGCUGAGCACGUUUGACUACAUGACACAGGGCCGCCAGCAACAGACUCCAAGAGCUGCAGCAGAGAAGGAAGAGCUGUCCGGUCAAACGAGACUCCCGCAGUGCGCAGACCGCGGCCAGAGCCCAUCCGCACAGAGGCACGUGGUACACUCGCCAGAGUCGUUUGAUGUGUGUGAAUGUGGGCUUCCUGCUCUUCGUAACUCAAAUGACUUUGGAAGAGUUACGUCCAAGGAGCUCCUGCUGUCGGAUACGCUCUCCCGUCAGCUGUCCAGUACCGUGUUCCCAGAGAACUUGGGGCCAACGGUGUCAGAGGGUCCGCCGCGAGACCCGAGGCCGCCUGAGCGGGAGGAAGGAACCCCGGAGCCCACGCAGGAGCCCACACCGGCCGAUGGCUCUACCCAGCAGCCCCCUUCGUUGGAGACCCCAGCCUGGAAGUCAGACCUGCAGAACCUCAUACUCUCGUACUCGCUGCUGUGCGGCGGCCCAAAUCUGCUGGCCUGGGGGGACAUCCGCCCAGGGAGCCCCCAGGCCCAGGGUGGCAUGGCCGCCAUGUCCACCGAUGAGCGGGGAGCGGGCCCAUGCCAUCUCCAGGAUCGCCAGUCUCUGGAGAGGACACCGGAUGUGGCAGAGGCCAGCACCGCGCCAUCCAGCCCGGCGGAGGGCCUGUCCGCGGCUCAGGGAGAGGCUGGGUUCUCCCCGCGUCCCCCUGGGGAAGCCCGAGAUCAUGGCACCUGACCGCCUGGCAGGUCUCACUGCUGCACUCAGAGAGCACAUCCUCUGAGGUCCCGAAGGUCCCGGAGUAUCCCCUUGUCCACGCAGACCCUAGGGGAACCGUGGUCGGGCUUCCGCAGAGGGCGGGCAGGGAGUCAGGGCAGGGCGGGGAAGCGGAGCCACGGGGGCAGCUUCCCCAGAGACCUGCGUCUGGCUGGGCGGGGCAGCCACGUGGCGAGGGCUGUGACGGUCUCCCCAACAAGCCCCCCCGGUUGUGCCGGGGCUCGAAACAGGCCUGGGGUGCUGUUUUCUCUUGGGAUGACGAGCCAAGUUAACUGUCAGGAACUUAAGCAGUUUUUAAGGGUACUCUUCAGAAUUCAGGAAUUAUAUUAUAGGAAAUAAUGGAAAUUAAUUUUAUUGGCAAGCAACUUUAAGUCAGUUCUGGUAAAUUUUACAUUUUUGGGCUUCAGGUGGCUUUUUGGGGAGAUGGGGAGGAUUUGUAGCCAACCCCCAGCCCCACCCCAACCUGAGCAGUCUGGUGCUGGCCCCUCGAGGCCCGUGUGCAUGAGGCCUGGGUCUGGGGCUGCAGAACCGGCUCCCAAGCCUAUCCCCACCCCCUGGGGGGGCGGUGCUCGCCUGAGUCAGGCCCGCCCUGGACGGUGACCCUCUGUGGGCCCCGACACUGAUGGCUGAUUGUUCGGUCUCUGUUCCCUGCUUCUCUCCAGACAGUUUCUGCUGUUUCCCCCAUUCGUGGCUCAUCUGCCGUAGAGAUGGCGCAUUUUCCAUCUCACACGCUGGAGCUCACAACCUUACAGACUCCAUCUGGGGUGCUGCUGUGACUCCCAUGUCUCAGACCCCGUGGGAGGCAGUUAUAUGUGGUGCUCAUGCGCUGGGGCAGGACUGGCUCAGUUCCAGACGACCGGUCGCUUGUCACACGCGUCUUACUUUCCUGUUUCUUGGCGCCGUGAUGGUUCUCGGUGGGUGCCAGGGACCAUUACCUUUUGGGAUGCUGAAGUUUUCUCUGUUCUUAUCAGUGUUCCUGAAAUGUGUUCAGAGAUGCGGUUAUUUUAGAAGUUUGAUCUCUGCGCCUUGGCUGGGGCUCAGGACCAGCCUUGAGCCCACCUCCUUCCCCUGUGGCCUCACCUGUGCCGCCGGAGGCGGAGCCUUCUGCUCAGCGGCCACAGGCAUACCCUGUAACCGUGGGCGCUUCCCCGGGCAGGGUUUGGCUCCCGUCCAACCUCACAGCUCUCCCCACCUGCGUGCUGACUGGACCCAGCUGUACCCUCGCGGGGCUGUGGGGCUUCUGCAGAUCUCUGGGUCCUGUCCUCUUUGGGACUCUCUUCCGUGAGUUCUUUCCCGGAGAGACAAAGAGAGUCUCUCAUCUCUGUUUGCUCACCCGGGGCGACUGCCAGGCUCUGCCUGGGUCCCCUCCCGGCACAGCGCUCGGUCACUGCCCAGGCGAUUGGUGGGGAUCCCGCCCCUCAGGGUCCUGGGCCUUGCUGCCUGACGCCCAGUGUUUGGCAAACCUUGCCCCAUGUGAGAGGGCACACCUAAUUCCUGUCACUUCACCUCAAUACAAAAAUGUGUUCUGUGA